Molecule: messenger RNA, 1240 nt
Organism: Benincasa hispida (wax gourd)
Lineage: Eukaryota; Viridiplantae; Streptophyta; Magnoliopsida; Cucurbitales; Cucurbitaceae
Source: RefSeq, a predicted model, not a curated record
CGAUCAAGUUCAAGCUCCUCAAAACUGAAAAAAGAAAAAAAGAAAAAAAAAUCAUCUCUCUCUAAAACGAGGAAGAACAAGGCGGCAUUAUUACAAAUUUCUUCUGAAAUUCUGUUUGUUUUGUUUGAAAUGGAAAUGGAGCCGAUUCGUCCGGCAGUGAAGAAGAAGCUAUGGAACGUAUUGCGAGCGGUUGUGUUCAUGUUGAGGAAAGGAUUAAGCAAAAGCAAGAUUGCAUUCGAUCUUCAUUUAAUGCUCAAACGAAGCAAAAUCGCUGGAAAAGCGAUUGCGAAUCUCGUCGAAUUUCAUCACGGAUCUGCUUUCAGUUGCCAAACGAUCGAUAUCGCCAAUUCGUACAUCUCAACGCGCGAUUAUGAAUUCAGUUGCAGUAACAGUCCUGCUACAGCAUAUCCGUUCCGUUACUUCAACAAAAAACUUCGAAAACAACACUAUUUCCCCAAAUCUUACCGCUACGAUGAUUUCUCCACCGUUACGGCAGUUCAAAGAGUUCUCGAUAUUCUUCACACCGAUCAGAAAUCCGAAGCGUCGCCGUUAGUGUCGUUGCCUGGAUUUGGAAAGAGUCCGUUAGUCGUACGGCAAUUGCGUGUUACAGAUUCGCCGUUUUCUCUAAAAGACGACGGUGAUAGUCAGUUCGUCGACAAAGCAGCGGAGGAAUUCAUCAAGAAAUUCUACACGGAUCUACGGCUGGAAAGAAGUUCAGCGGCGUUUGAAUCGCCGUAUCGGAACACACUUUGCCGAUGAUAAACGAAUUUAAAGGUUUUUUUUCCUUUACUCUUCUUUUCCCGAUCGGCGUUUGGCGAUGAAUCUGCGGGUUUGUUUUACAGUUACAUUACACAUCGUCAUAAAUGAACGUCGAAACGACGUGUUUAAUGGCCUCGAUAGACGUGAUUGAUUUAAAGCUCGAGCAGUUUAUAUAUCUACAAGUUUGGACAAUUACUUCCUUUUUCUUUUUAGUAAUUGUAAUAAAUUUUAGAUUUGAAUCUUAUUCUAAGUUUUAGAGUUUUCAUGUUUUAAUUAGAAGUAACUUUUUUUUUUUUCUUUAUACAAUAUUUCAGUGGUGGCUCGAAAUUUGAGUCUUCAAUUUACUGAGAAUGUUGUAAAGUAAUAGUUUGAGUGAAUUUGAACUUUCACUCGCAUCUUUUACCGUUGAUGGAGACUAUAUAUUUUAUUUCAUACUCAUGAGUUAUGUUUAUUAACAAAUAUAUUAGAGACUAUGUCGAAA